Arctia plantaginis is the source of this 1722-nucleotide messenger RNA. NCBI's taxonomy places the organism in Eukaryota, Metazoa, Arthropoda, Insecta, Lepidoptera, Erebidae. The record is from the annotation of a GenBank genome assembly.
AUGUUGCGCCUACCACAAGUUGCUCGUCAAACAGCUUUACUACACAAAACUCAACAAAUUUCAAGAUUUUACGCCAAAGAUGUGAGAUUCGGUGCUGAUGUAAGAGCCCUCAUGCUGCAAGGCGUGGACGUGCUCGCAGAUGCCGUCGCUGUCACAAUGGGUCCAAAAGGCAGAAAUGUCAUUUUAGAACAAUCAUGGGGUUCGCCAAAGAUUACAAAAGACGGUGUGACAGUUGCGAAAGGAGUCGAACUCAAAGACAAAUUCCAGAACAUUGGUGCCAAACUAGUACAAAAUGUAGCUAACAACACAAAUGAGGAGGCUGGAGACGGCACAACCACUGCCACAGUUCUCGCUCGGGCCAUCGCGAAAGAGGGCUUCGAAAAAAUUUCUAAGGGUGCUAACCCUAUAGAAAUCAGGAGAGGAGUCAUGAUCGCCGUAGACACUGUUAAGAACAAGCUGAAGAGCAUGUCAAAACCGGUAACGACGCCAGAAGAAAUCGCACAAGUGGCCACCAUCUCCGCCAAUGGUGAUACAGCUAUCGGAAAACUUAUUGCUGAUGCUAUGAAGAAGGUUGGCAGAGACGGAGUUAUCACUGUUAAAGAUGGUAAAACACUCACCGAUGAAUUGGAAAUCAUUGAAGGUAUGAAAUUCGACAGAGGUUAUAUUUCACCCUAUUUCAUCAACUCUUCAAAGGGUGCAAAAGUGGAAUUCCAAGAUGCUUUAGUACUUUUCUCUGAAAAGAAAAUAAGCAAUGUUCAGACCAUUAUUCCUGCUUUGGAAAUGGCUAACCAACAGAGAAAACCCUUAGUCAUCAUUGCUGAGGAUGUUGAUGGGGAAGCCUUGUCCACACUGGUUGUGAAUAGGUUAAAGAUUGGUCUCCAGGUUGCUGCAGUAAAAGCUCCAGGAUUUGGUGACAACCGCAAGUCUACCCUCAGUGAUAUGGCUAUUGCUACUGGUGGUGUGGUAUUUGGAGAUGAUGCAAACCUUGUGAAAUUGGAAGAUAUUCAAGUGUCAGACUUUGGUCAAGCUGGUGAAAUUAUCAUCACAAAAGAUGACACUCUUCUGCUUAAAGGAAAGGGCAAGAAGUCUGACAUUGACAGGAGAGCUGAGCAAAUCAGAGACCAGAUUCAGGAAACUACAUCUGAAUAUGAGAAGGAGAAACUCCAGGAGCGUUUAGCUCGUCUAGCUUCAGGAGUUGCUGUAUUGCAUGUCGGUGGCUCCAGUGAAGUUGAGGUAAAUGAGAAGAAAGACAGAGUUAAUGAUGCUUUGAAUGCAACCCGGGCUGCUGUCGAAGAAGGUAUUGUUCCUGGAGGUGGAUCCGCGCUCCUCAGAUGUAUCCCAGAUCUGGAUCAACUAAAGACAGCUAACUCUGACCAGUCUACAGGUGUUGAAAUUGUCAAGAAAGCCCUCAGAAUGCCAUGCAUGACAAUUGCACGCAAUGCAGGUAUUGAUGGGGCUGUUGUAGUUGCCAAGGUUGAAGAUUUGGGCCCUGAGUUUGGAUAUGAUGCUCUUAACAAUGAAUAUGUGAACAUGAUCGAAAAGGGUAUCAUUGACCCCACAAAAGUUGUAAGAACAGCCCUUACAGAUGCCAGCGGAGUGGCAUCAUUGCUCACUACUGCGGAGGCUGUAAUCUGCGAAAUUCCACAAGAAAAGGAACCUAACCCAAUGGCGGGUAUGGGAGGUGGAAUGGGUGGUAUGGGAGGUAUGGGUGGCAUGAUGUAA